UUGUUUUUUUGUUUUUAUGCUAGAGGAAUAUCCGUUGAUUUUCGUUCUAUCUGGUUUUCUUUUCAGGUCAACUAUCUGGGCCGAGAAGCAAUCUUCACUCCUGAACAAGUUCUUGCUGCUCUACUCACUAAACUGAGGGAUAUCAUUGAAAGUCAGAUGAAAGAUGUUAAGAAAGUGACAGAUUGUGUAAUUACGGUGCCUUCUUACUUUACGGAUGUGCAGCGACGUGCUGUGCAUGCUGCUACCCAGUAUGCCGGUUUGAAUGCACUUCGGGUAAUGAACGAAAGCACUGCCAUAGCGCUUACAUAUGGUGAGGAAUCUAUAAACAAGAUCUUCCUGAGGAAACAGCUAAACCGCGUUAUGUGGUUUUCUUGGAUGUUGGUCAUGCGUCUACUCAAGCGAGUAUCGUCGCGUUCCACAAGGGGAAACUGCAGGUAAUU
Strongylus vulgaris is the source of this 440-nucleotide messenger RNA. NCBI's taxonomy places the organism in Eukaryota, Metazoa, Nematoda, Chromadorea, Rhabditida, Strongylidae. The record is from the annotation of a GenBank genome assembly.